GUACGUACUUUAAUGACGUGAUCGCUCAGGUUGCACGCUGCUGACGUGUUUGUAGGGAAGUAAGCAAGCUGGCUACCUAGCUAGCAAUUUGAGCGUUAUUUUCAUUAGACGUGUGCAACCAGUGACAGCUCAUCAUGGGAAUAAUAGCCAACGAAUUGAAAUAAUUGGCGUCAGGAGAGAAAUCGGAGCAGAGUACACAGACAAGGAAUUUGCCGUGAAGUGGAUUGAUUCCUUCAAGGGCCAUGGGCAAAUGGAGGAUGCCAGACCUGUAUAGGGCCCCCUUCCCCCUCUACACAAUCAAAGUCGACCCCAAAACAGGAUGGGUGAUCACUGCAGGAGGGGGAGGUGCUUCCAAGACGGGCAUAAAGAAUGCAGUGCACUUCCUGGGUUUGGAGUUGGUAGGAGACCAGCACUGUGCCACCCUGGUGCACUCUCAUGACACAGACACGCGUGCUACCAUGAACCUGGCAAUAGGCGGGGAUGUGAUCGCCGCAGGGCAGGACGACAGAUGCAGCCUCAUGCGCUUCAGACAACGCCAGACCAGGGGCAAGGCCGCAGCCAAGGACGCAGGGGGUGGCAGUGAGCAGGGUGCAGCUAGGAGACGAGCUGGGAAAGGGGGUAAGGGUAGUGAGGGAGCUGCUGCUGCUAGGGGCAAUGUGUCUGAGAUGAAGGAUAACACCACCCAGAUCUCUGUUGACACGUUUGGGGAGGUGCAGUCGGACCUCAACCCCCAGGACCCCCUCCAGAAGUGUGUGAGGUUCAGUCCCGAUCUCAGCCUCCUACUGACUGGCGGAACAGACGGACACAUCAGAGUGUGGGAAUACCCCUCCUUAAAAGAGAAGUUGGACUUCAAAGCCCAUGAGGGGGAAAUUGAAGACUUGGACAUCAGUCCGAAUAACAAGCACCUUGUGACAGUGGGCCGGGACUUUGCCUGCAGUAUAUGGAGUGGCAACCAGCUGGCCAUGAGCCUCUGUUGGCAUGAGAAGAUGCCUCAGAUAGCAGCAAAGUCAUACCGCUAUAUGGCUUGCAGGUUUGGAAAAGUCGAGGACCAGAAAGACACCCUGAGGCUCUACACCGUCCAGAUCCCCCACAAACGAGACAGAAAACCUCCACAAUGCUACCUCUCUAAAUGGGACAGCCAGAACUUCCUACCCAUGCUGACGAACCCCUGCGGCACUGAGGUCAUCUCCACCCUGGCUGUCAGUGACUCUGGAACCUUUCUUGGCCUUGGGACAGUGACGGGAUCAGUAGCAAUCUAUAUCGCCUUUUCACUACAGAAGUUGUACUAUGUGCAGGAGUCCCACGGCAUUGUGGUGACCGAUCUGGCUUUCCUGCCUGACACUCCCAAAGGCCAGAGCCUCAAAGGGAACAACGAGGCAGCCAUGUUGAGUGUGGCUGUGGACUGCCGCUGUCAGAUGCACACUGUACGCAACCGAAGAUCCUUCCCUAUCUGGCUGGUGCUGUUCUUCUGUGGCCUCAUGGUGGUGGGAGCUGUCCUGCUCCUGCAGCAGCUCUUCCCAGGAUUCAUUUAGACAUUGACAGGAGUUAAGGAAAGAAUCAGACUGCCCUACAACCACUACUAGCCCUACAAUCUUCAACAACAACAACCUCCGAGGAACCCACCCUGCCACCACUCAAUCCUGGAACACGCAUCAAUCUCCUACCUAUAGCCAUCGUACCACACUUAACCAAACCGUGGAACAUUUUAACCACACUUGCCCAACCCUGGACUACAUCUACUAUAGCCAUUUACUCCCUCUUAACCCAGCAAGAUUCCCUGAAUCAAUUACUAUACCCGUAACCAAUCUUUGUAUCCCCCAUCCUUCCCUGUCACCCCUGUCCUGAUUCAGGACUUACCCCCCCCCCCCCCAGUGAACCAUCUGUGCUCCUUCCACCCCCAAUUCUGUGAGAAACAAGAUUUAUUUUAUUUUUUCUUGAUCUGUAUCGAUCUUCUUUUUGCUUUUAUACCAUGGUGGGGAGUUAAAGGCUCAACUUAGGUCUAUAUCAUCAUGAAUGUGCAAGGGGUUGGGCCUUUGUUAUCAUAGCUAUUUAAGAAAUAAUUUAAAAUUAUAAAUAUACUUAAAUCAUUGCUCUUCUGUCAGUUUCCAUCUGUCCUGUGCAUACAUAAACACACACUUGUAAUUUUAGCAAGUUGGUUGGAUAACAUUUCUGUGUGUGGAUUUUCUAUACCAGUUUCCAGUGAGGCCUGUGUUUCCUGCUUUGUCCACUAGUUGGCAUCAUUGACCAAAUGUCUAUCUAAUGUUGUUCAUCCCAGACUGGGAAGCAGGCCAGGCAUCAUGACCUUCAGGAAAAACUAAAUCAAUUAGGUUGGUGGACUCCCCUUUUAGCUCCAUUUCCAAUGUUGAAAGACCUGCCAAUUUGAGUUCUGCUCUGAAGGCACCUGUAUAGGAUCUCUAAUCGUCUCCUUUCAGGCCUAUUUCGACAUUAAACCAGAUUGACAGAUGGAAGGGUGGUCUUUUUUUCUGCUCCACACAGCUCCGUAGAUGUGUUUGUGUACAACCAUUCAGUCUGGGCCCAGGGCUUGCUGUGAUUCGUCAGAGCUGGACCAACUGAUUCAUGUUAAUAGUCACUCACGUGACAUUUUAACACAAGUUAGCUAAGAAUGAGAUAAUGAUCCUAAAUAAAAGAUGAGGCAGGCUAUGA
Oncorhynchus gorbuscha (pink salmon) is the source of this 2664-nucleotide messenger RNA. Its product is annotated as prolactin regulatory element-binding protein-like. Gene Ontology annotation, cellular component: endoplasmic reticulum membrane. Gene Ontology annotation, molecular function: protein binding; guanyl-nucleotide exchange factor activity; GTPase activator activity. NCBI's taxonomy places the organism in Eukaryota, Metazoa, Chordata, Actinopteri, Salmoniformes, Salmonidae. Gene Ontology annotation, biological process: protein secretion. The coding region runs from base 243 to 1532 and encodes 429 amino acids. The record is from RefSeq and is a predicted model, not a curated record. The transcript has 10 exons.